Molecule: messenger RNA, 354 nt
Organism: Rotaria socialis
Lineage: Eukaryota; Metazoa; Rotifera; Eurotatoria; Philodinida; Philodinidae
Source: the annotation of a GenBank genome assembly
AUGAAUCAAUGCAAUAACAUCUCAUAUAAUACUCAAGAACCAUUAAAUAGAACUAAAUCAUUCAAGAUCAUACAAGAAAUGGAAACAACAACUUGCUAUCAUAGAGUUUUUGUAUAUGAUUCAAACGGAAGCGAUCUGUUCGUUGGUACAUCCAAACGACCAAUGAAAACUAUCCAAGCAGUCGUAUCUCUUACACGUAUCUUGAGAACUAAUUACGGCAAUGAUAAGAUAUUAUGUAUCACAAUACGUGGAGUAGCCUACUAUUUAGGUACAAAUACUACUACAACAAGUUGUCGAAUUGGUGCAAUUACACUAACAACUAAUGAUAGUAAUCUUGUAAUUGAAAACUAUUAG